Molecule: messenger RNA, 1706 nt
Organism: Podospora pseudocomata
Lineage: Eukaryota; Fungi; Ascomycota; Sordariomycetes; Sordariales; Podosporaceae
Exons: 2
Coding region: 239-1192 (317 amino acids)
Molecular function (GO): DNA binding, bending
Source: RefSeq, a predicted model, not a curated record
GGGUCGCAGGUAAACAGCACCACGGCUCUUGCUUGCAGCUUGGGAACACGGACCGCAUCUUGGAAGCUUGGUAGCUAGGGUAAGAAGAAGCUGGCCAACCACCUCCCAGCAUAAAUCGCAAUCUCCCCAGCAGCGUCACUGCAACAGCUGCUUGUUGCGAACCCCUCUCACUCCAACAACACCCGCCAUCACCACACUACCUCCAAUUGUAGCCUCAACUCCCACCGCCGCUGUCGCCAUGCUCUCCUCCACUGGGCUCGCGGCUGCCCGCCGGGUCCGCGUCAUCGGCAUGCGCUCAGUUUUCUCGAGCAUUGCCCGUAUCUCGACCCGCAGCGCAGCCUGCCCCAAGGUCCGCGCGAGCGUUCGCAUUGCCGCCGUUUUCAAUCGAGGAUUUGCCGCCGCUGCCUCCCGCUCAGCUACCAAGACAGCCACAGCCACAGCCACCAGGAAGACUACUACUACUACCAAGAAGCCGGCCGCUAAGACGACCACUGCUGCGAGGCAGAAGAAGAAGGCUUCAUCGACGAAGAAACCCACAGCCAAGAAGGCUGCCCCCAAGAAGAAGACUGUCCCCAAGAAGACAGGGCGCCUUAAGAAGACUGUCAAGGAAGUCCCAGAAAAUGUGAAGCUUUUCCGGAAGGUCAAGGAGCUGAAAGCCAAGGCUCUUCUCAACGAGCAGCCACGCGGACUCCCAGCAAGGUCGUGGUUGGUUUUCGUGCAGAAAAACGGUGGUGUACCAAAAGGUCAGACCGCUACGGAGUUCAUGUCGGCUAUGAAGAAGCAGUUUGCGGCUCUCUCGUCUGUGGAGAAGCAGGCUCUUCAGGACGAAGCUCGUGCGAACAAGGUGAGGAACGAUGCGGCCCUGAUCAACUGGAUCACGACGUAUCCAGUUGAGACCAUCGAGGCUGCAAACUUGGCUCGGAGCCAUCUCAAGAGGCUCGGCAAAACAGCCAAGCUCUCCCUUCCUGACCCCCGCAGACCCAAGGGUCUUCUAAGUCCCUACAUCAUCUUCACGACUCAGCGAAUGAAGUCUGGGGACCUUGACAACAUUCCCCCCACGGCUAGAGUGGCUGCCAUUGGCAGUGAGUGGAGGGCGUUGAGUGAGACUGAACGCCAGCCUUUCUACGAAGCCGCUGAGAAGGACAAGGAGCGUUACAAGGUUGAGAGGGCGUCUCUUUCUCCUUCCCCUUAAACGAACAGAGGAGAGAGUUUUGAGCCCUCCAUCACACCGGCGCCAUAGCCUAGCCAGCCAUAUUGGUGGCUUGAGCUUUGUGAAACAAAGUAAAAAUGUGCAAAAGAAGUGACAACCUUGUGGCUUCUAUCCCCCAAUGAACAUGCAAAUACAGUCAGUAUGUCUACGACGAUAGCUGGCGUUGGGUGUAGUUGGCGGCUGGGAAGGAGGCAGGAGGCCGGGAAUAUUAGAGACAGAUGGGUAGCUCAAUGCUGCUAGGGGUGGAGGCAAUAUUUGGUUCUUUCGCUUGGCUCGCCGUUCAGUUUUCCAUGGGUUUUUCCUUCCCAAAGUCGGGUAUGUUCGGUCUGCUUUGAUAGUGAUGAGCAGAUAGUGUAACUUGUAUCAGGAACUGUACAAUUUUCUUGUGUGCGGUCUCACCAAAAACAAACAAACGGAUAUCAAAAUUAGUGUGAUGUUGAUGGGGUUUCGUUAGCCCCUUGGUGUACAUAGGUCAGGUCAUAACCAUGUUUUAUGU